CCAAUUUCUCCUCCGCAGCCUCAUCAUGGCAAAACGGCGUGCGCUAGAACCACUUGAGGAUAUCAUGGAUGCCCCUUCUCCAGCUUCCAAACGUUCACGCAUGGAAGACGAUCUACAAAGCCCAGAGCCUGUCAACGGCGCAAGCAGCAAUGGACACCUCAUGUCUCCACGCCCUCAGGACCGCGAAAGAAUAGACAUUAUCGGCGCAUAUGAGGAAGAACAUGAGGAAUUGGAAGAAGCUGGCGCAACACUGGACGCAGAGGAAGAUGGGGAGGCCAGCGCUUUCGAGGCACCAAAACGGCAGGCAGCACCGACAGAAGGAUACACCGACCUCUACCUCGACACCAUAGAUCGCAAAGUCCUAGACUUCGACUUUGAGAAGCUCUGCUCCGUGACGUUGUCGAACAUCAAUGUCUAUGCCUGUCUCGUCUGCGGAAAAUACUACCAGGGCCGAGGACAUAAAUCACAAGCCUACUUCCACGCGCUCGAGGAAGGCCACCACGUCUUCGUCAACAUGGAAACAAAGAAGGUUUAUGUACUUCCAGAGGGCUAUGAGGUCAUGUCGAAGUCGUUGGAUGACAUUAAAUUUGUCGUCGACCCCCGAAUGAGCCGAGACGAGGUAGCACGGCUGGACAAGGAGCAAAAAAUCUGUUGGGACCUUCUAAAUCGGGACUAUGUACCAGGUUUCGUUGGCAUGAACAACAUCAAGGCGAACGACUACUUUAAUGUUGUGAUUCAGGCACUGGCGCAUGUCGUCCCGCUGCGUAAUUACUUUAUGCUAGAAGACCUAUCCGCACGGCCUCAACUUGCUCAACGGUUUAGUACACUGGUGCGCAAGAUGUGGAAUCCGCGGGCGUUCAAGAGCCACGUCUCACCACAUGAACUCCUGCAGGACAUCGCCCUACGGUCGUCCAAGCGAUUUACUCUGACCGACCAGUCCGAUCCAGUCGACUUUCUCUCCUGGUUUCUGAACAACCUGCAUCUCGCCGUCGGAGGUUCAAGAACAAAACCGAACAGCAGCAUUGUGCAGCGUGUCUUCCAAGGCACGCUCAAAAUUGAGUCACAAGAAAUUACCGCACGCGCAGAUGCUGGUGAUCGCUUGCGCUUCGAAGAUGCAGCUGUGAAGACGGAGAUCACUAAAUUCUUGAUCCUCACAUUAGACUUACCAGCUGCGCCGCUCUUCCAGGAUGCCUUGGAGAGGAACAUUAUUCCACAGGUACCUCUCACGAGUAUCCUCAACAAGUACAACGGUGUGCAGCCACAAGAGAAGAUGAAGAACCGUGUCCGAUAUCGGCUCCAACAUCCGCUUCCCCCGUAUCUCCUCUUCCAUAUCAAGCGCUUCAGCAAAAACAAGUUCGUCUCGGAGCGUAAUCCCACCAUCGUCACUUUCCCGACCCGCUCCCUCGACAUGUCGGCUUACGUGGAACCAAACCCGGUGCUCUACCCGACAGGGGAGCCCGUCUGGUACGACUUAGUGGCCAACAUUACUCACGAAGCAGUGAAAAAGAAGGAUGACUCUGUGGAAGGAGAACAGGAGACCAAAGUCUGGAGAGUGCAGCUGCGAGAUCGGAGUCGAGAUGAGUGGUGGGGGAUCCAAGACCUCUUCGUUGAGAGGGAGCGAGGGGAAACGCUAUUCACAAAAGAGAGCUAUGUGCAGGUGUGGGAGAAGAGGCGUGGGAUCAGCACAAAUGCUAAGGGUAGAGGGAAAGCAUAGCGGUCCUCAGGCCUCAUUUGAUGCAUAAAUCUACGUGAUUAACAGAAUUUUCACGGAGAAGCAGCAUAUGGCUCCAGUGCAUACCGUGUAGAAAGAAGCUCUAAGAGUCGAGAUUCGCAUUUGAACUGGAACUAUAUUAACGAGGACAGGUACUUGGCACAGCGUGAACGAGAAGGCUUCAAAUUUUUGCAAGCGUGUAAGGAAUCGCUGAGUG
Messenger RNA from Lindgomyces ingoldianus, 1928 nucleotides. Its product is annotated as cysteine proteinase. NCBI's taxonomy places the organism in Eukaryota, Fungi, Ascomycota, Dothideomycetes, Pleosporales, Lindgomycetaceae. The record is from RefSeq and is a predicted model, not a curated record. Gene Ontology annotation, biological process: spliceosomal complex assembly; protein deubiquitination; mRNA processing. The coding region runs from base 26 to 1714 and encodes 562 amino acids. The transcript has a single exon. Gene Ontology annotation, molecular function: cysteine-type deubiquitinase activity; zinc ion binding.